Molecule: messenger RNA, 5208 nt
Organism: Acanthoscelides obtectus
Lineage: Eukaryota; Metazoa; Arthropoda; Insecta; Coleoptera; Chrysomelidae
Source: the annotation of a GenBank genome assembly
ACGACUUGCUGUCGAUUAAAAAAGGAACAUGCCGUAACGAGACUUCCUCAACGAGCCAAAGGUCAGCGAGAUCUUUUUCCGUUUCACUUCCAAUUUGAAUAGAGAAAAUCGAGAGGAAACGUCUGAUGAUCAUCGGAAUGUAUCUGCUUUUGGAAGAGGGAUGUGUGGAAGUGUCUCGCGAGAACAAAUUCCUGAGCACCCUGACGCCAGGCAAGGUGCUGGGAGAACUUGCCAUUUUGUACAACUGCAAACGAACUGCUACGAUCAAAGCGGCGACAGACUGCAAACUAUGGGCUAUCGAGAGGCAGUGCUUCCAGACUAUCAUGAUGAGGACCGGCCUCAUCAGACAGGCGGAGUAUACGGACUUCUUGAAGAGCGUUCCAAUCUUCAAAGAUCUACCAGAAGAUACGUUGAUCAAGAUCUCGGACGUUUUAGAAGAAACUUUUUACGCGAACGGCGAUUACAUCAUCAGGCAAGGGGCGAGGGGUGAUACGUUCUUCAUAAUCAGCAAAGGAACUGUCAAAGUGACCAUGAAGAUGCCCAAUUCCAAUGAGGAAAAGUUCAUCAGAACACUUGGAAAGGGAGACUUCUUCGGAGAGAAAGCUUUACAAGGGGAUGAUUUGAGGACAGCUAACAUUAUCGUUGACGAUCCAGAUGGAGUAUCAGCACUGGUGAUAGACAGAGAAACGUUCAAUCAGUUGAUAUCCAAUCUGGAUGAAAUCAAAUCCAAAUAUAAGGAUGAAGUUGCAGAUAGGAGAAGACUGGACGCGGAAUUCGAGAACGUGGAGCUGUCCGAUCUGAGGACCCUGACUACUUUGGGCGUGGGCGGAUUCGGCCGAGUCGAACUGGUCCAAAUCCACGGCAGACCCUCCAAAUCCUACGCGUUGAAGCAAAUGAAGAAGGCGCAGAUUGUGGAGACCAGACAACAACAGCACAUCAUGUCAGAGAAGGAGAUCAUGGGCGAGGCCAACUCUGACUUCAUAGUUAAGUUGUACAAAACUUUCAAGGACGAGCGGUAUCUGUACAUGCUGAUGGAGAGUUGCCUCGGCGGGGAGUUGUGGACUGUGCUCAGGGACAAAACGCAUUUCGAUGAUGCAACAACCCGAUUCUACACGGCGUGCGUGGUAGAAGCGUUCGAUUACCUUCACUCGCGUAACAUCAUCUACCGCGACCUGAAGCCCGAGAACCUGCUCCUAGACAACCAGGGCUACGUCAAGCUGGUGGACUUCGGGUUCGCGAAAAAGCUGCAGACAGGAAGGAAAACGUGGACUUUCUGCGGGACGCCGGAAUAUGUUGCGCCGGAAGUGAUUCUGAACAAGGGGCACGAUAUUAGCGCCGACUAUUGGUCGUUGGGCGUGCUAAUGUUCGAGUUGCUGACAGGAGCACCACCGUUUUCGGGUACCGACCCGAUGAAAACAUAUAACAUUAUCCUGAAGGGCAUAGAUGCAAUAGAUUUCCCAAGAAAUAUUACUAGAAACGCAAUGGCUUUAAUCAAAAAACUAUGCAGGGAUAAUCCAGCUGAGCGGUUGGGGUAUCAAAAAGGAGGAAUCAGUGAUAUCAGGAAACACAAAUGGUUCGACGGUUUCAACUGGGAGGGCCUGGUAACCCGAACACUAGUGCCACCUAUACUUCCAAAAGUUGAAAGUGUCACGGACACCUCAAACUUCGAUAAGUAUCCCUCAGAUGAUGACGGCCCACCUCCUGCAGACACCUCAGGCUGGGACGCAUCCUUCUAGCACUAUUGUACAAUUAUUAGGUAUUUUAAUGUGCUGUUUUUACUAUUGAUAUUUUAAUUAUCGUGACCUUGGUUAGUGUCGAACUUUCGAAAAUGUAAUAAUAAGUCUAGAUACAGAUUUUUUCGGUCUUUGCAAGUGAACCAAUUAUUUGAAAUGUUCCAUCUACGUAACCAUAUUGUGUGGACACUUUAUUUGCCUUGACAGCGGUGACAGAUGUCUUCCUUAAAAUCCCCUAACAUUCUAUUAAGCUAAUAACCAGUCUUCUAGACUAAGCCCAAUCCAACUGGUCUUGAGAGCGCUAGGGGUUUUAGAUGUUUCCAAUCCUUAAACUCAGUCCAGUUCAACAAUCGGAAGGAGAGAAAGAACUAUCUUUUUAUAGAUCGAGGUACAUCAAUGCCUCGGCGCUCUCAUGACUGAGGGAAGGAAAAUAUUAUAAGGAAUUUUAAGGAAGAUAUUUGACACUCUCCUUUCACUAUAGCAAAUACGGAGUCCCUAUACAUAAUAGGGCGGCUCUAAGAAAUUACUAAACAGUCGGGCCUAAUUAUCGUGAGAUUUUUUACAGCUAACGUAGAGAAGUCCAUCAGAGCAGCGUUUUUGUUGUGUAUUACUGUAUCAGUAACCAUGAAAUAGAUGGAAUAGUUCGACAGCAGCUUUUAAUCUUUCGUAACGUUCGAUAUAUUGCGAACUGUCAAAGCUGUUCCAUUUUAUUCAGAUCAAAAGCGCUGCACCGCUGGACCGCUCUAUGUCUUAUGUCUUCAACAUUUUCAAGUGUUCGAUACUAGUGCGCCACUUUAAGGUGACACGAAAAAAGUGCCUUAUUUUUAGAUAAUGGGCAGCUGACCCAACAGUUAUUUUUAGAGAGUUUUACCGCUAGUCUGAACAAAAAACAUACUUACCCUUCCAUUUUGACAAACAGCUUUAGCUAGGACUUAAAUUCAUUUUAUGCUUCUGCCCAUUCACUAUUCAAUCACCUAGGAAUACCUCUAGAAAUUAGGAGAUUAAUUCUUGAAAAGUGACUAGAAUAAUAUAUAACAAGCAUUAGUGAUUUACUUGUUAAUUUUCAGGGAAUUGUAUACUUUUUUCUUUAUAGAAUAGUCGCUUCCAAGGCCAUUCUAUUGAUAAACAGUAUGAAAGUCUGAACGGCUAUGUGAUGAAACAUUCAAUAAUAUGAAAAAUCUAGGAAUGAAUUCACAAUCUUAAUGCUAAACGUGAUAAAAAUAAUCGCUUUAUAUUGGAUAUACUUCUUCCUCGUUUUCAUAAAUUGUAGUCCAGAGAGGCUAGCAAAUCCAUUUGAUGAUUCGGUCUUCCGAACGUUUUAAAGACAGUAUGCCUAUGUUGUCUUUGAAAAUACUCUCAAAACUGAUCUCUCUGGUAGUCACAUACCCUUACAGUGGACAAUGUAUGGAAUGUCUUGCAAUUUCAUCUGUCUUGUCAUGGUGAGGUCUAUAGAUCAUAGUAGAGGUAAAUUGAUGAUUUUUGUUCGGACUACAAAUUGUGUACAGAUGGAUCCUAGUAGUGAGAGUCGCAAUCAAAAGAUAGUGCCUAUAUUAUUUUUCACGAUACUUCAUCAAGUCACACGCAGCUCUGACAAUCUGUAAGCAGUAUAUCUCUCGACACUUGGUGCCUACGUAAAAACCCAAUUAGAUAGAUAAUUUAUUGGUCCUAUGGAUUAUACAAUAAAUUCUCUAACACUAAGAUUAAGUCUAUAUUAGAAAAACUGCAGUGGUUAAAUGUAAAAAAAUAUGUUAUGUAGUACCCAUUUUGAUAUUCAAAUUAAUUUAUUACCACAACAUUUAGAAAACUUAAAUACAAAAUUAAAUAGUCAUCAUAACUAUUGUGUUAGUUAUGUUAGUAUAGAUUCUCAUCUGCAAAAUUGUAAUAGCGUAACUAGCAAAUCUGUAUUUCGAAAGGGAGUAUUUGAAUUUAAUAAAUUGGAUACGCGACGUAGAUGCACGCCCCCAGGUUGGUGAAGAUUUUAAGAUAGACAGCUGUUCACCUCAAUAGACGUCAAAACGUGAUGCAGUAUCGUGGAAAAUAUAUUGAUGUGUAUAUUAUGUCAGAUACCUGAGCGUUUCUAAGCUAAAAUCAGAUGAACAGGUAUUUUUUAGCUAGUAUGAUGUGUUUUAUUGCAGAAGAGCUAGAUAUGUAAGCUACAUUUUUAUAUCUGUUUAACUGUAAACUCAAUUUUUUUGAGAUCUAGUGCCAAUAUUUUUAUAAAAGCAAAAAUAAGGGUUGUCCAACUGUUAAAUCUGUUCUAACAACUUGGCUAACCUAAAAUCACGAUUCUUCCAUUUUACUGGCUAGCCAAGAGAUGUAGAGUAGCGUCCACAUUUUAUAUCUUAUAUUUUUUGUGCCAUUCAAGCGUUAUGCCUGUCAGUAUAUAGACGUUUGACUAACGAUAUUAGCACUGGCGUUUGGCAAAAGUUUGUGUCCUGAUAAGGUUAGGGCUUAUUCAAGUUGCACAUCCUUUCUGAGGUGCAGCAAAGUAAUGGGAACCGCGGCGACAUUUUUCGUUUGCACACUUCAAACGUGACAGGUCAGUUUUCAAUUAAUUGUGUGUAACGCAACUCAGCGGAAGAUUAAUUUCUCUUUGCAUAUCUUCCUUCUUCAGUGGACAUGCACCUCUUAAGGUUGGUGUACUUGACGUACGGGUGUCAAACGUCAAGUGACACAAAUCGAGUGCAUAAAUGAGCCCUCUUGCUUACCACACAACCACCAUGGAACGUAUCCAACCCACUCUAGGUAUAAGCUGUAUUUUCUUCUUGUGGCACUUAUAUCUCAUUUGUCUUCUUUUGUACAGCUGUUCUGUGACUAUAAGCUAUAUUGAUAAAGUUACCCAAACCCUGCGUUCGGACUGCGUGUAUUUUGCUAAAAUAUCGCCUGAUGUGUCAGAAAACUUGGGCAUAAACUCCAAAUGAACACGGUGUUUGAUACGUGAGCGGACGAUUUUUGUGUAUCUGUGGAGGCUAUUCAUGUAACUGCCGGUACACACAGGCGUCGAAUUGUCGCGCUGCAAAUAAACGCGCGUUUACUUCACGCGAUUAAACGCUGUAAAAUUACAGCUCGACAAACACUCGCCAGGACUUGUCGAACAGCGUCGAAACGCGUCCUGUGUGAACAUUAAGUGAGCAUUUUUUUGCAGCGCGUCAAUUUAACGCCCGUGUGUACCGGCACUAAGGGCAGAGGGGCAGCAGUGAAAAGCAUCAGAUCAUUGUAAAAAAUCCCUCACGUCGGUAUCACGAAGAUUUUUCUGGAUCAUAUUUACGAAAUUACGAAAAAUAUUUCAAUCUAAACGCAGGGUUGAGCGUAUGUUUAUAUGAUACUAAGCAAUAUUUUUCUAUCAAAUUGUGAAUAAACCAACAGGUAGAUGAGACGCAAUAUAUUUUUAACAUGGUAUAUUGUAAAUAAAUUGUUAUUGAAAUUAUUUGUUGUACUAAAAAUGCAAAUAUAUUUUUCUUAAGUGAUAAAAUUA